Messenger RNA from Pochonia chlamydosporia 170, 1329 nucleotides. RefSeq names its product MFS general substrate transporter. The record is from RefSeq and is a predicted model, not a curated record. Gene Ontology annotation, biological process: transmembrane transport. Bases 1 to 1329 code for a protein of 442 amino acids. Gene Ontology annotation, cellular component: fungal-type vacuole membrane. The transcript has 3 exons. Gene Ontology annotation, molecular function: transmembrane transporter activity. Lineage: Eukaryota; Fungi; Ascomycota; Sordariomycetes; Hypocreales; Clavicipitaceae.
AUGGCACCCCAAUCACUCACCCGCCUCCUCUCCGAACUCGGCCUCACCACCCUCCACGCCUGCCCCCUCGACAUCCACCUCCUCAUCCUCCAACGCUUCACCCGCCUCUUCGCCUACGGCGCCUCAACCCUCAUCCUCGUCAGCUACCUCCAGUCCCUCGGCAACUCCCGCACCCAAUCCGGGCUCUUCAUGACGCUCACCCUCACAGGCGACAUCCUAAUCAGCUUCGUCCUCACCCUCACCGCCGACAAGAUCGGCCGGAAAACCACCCUCGCCGCCGGCGCGAUCCUCAUGUCCCUAAGCGGCGUUGUCUUCGCCCUCUUCCAAAACUACUGGAUCUUACUUGCCGCGGCGGUGUUUGGCGUGAUUUCCCCGAGCGGUAAUGAGAUUGGUCCGUUUAGAGCCGUGGAGGAGAGUAUCGUUGCGCAUUUGACUACGCCAGAAGCGAGGAGUGAUGUGUACGCCUGGUAUAGUUUGCUGGGGACGGCGGGGACGGCGUUUGGGAUGAUGGUGUGCGGGUGGGUGACGCAUGUUUUGGUGAAGGGGGGAUGGGAGAUUGAAGAGGCGUAUAGGGUCAUCUUUUGGGGGUAUGCUGUGCUGGGGGCGUUGAAGUUGUUGUUUACGUUGGGGUUGUCGAGGGCCGUGGAGGCGGAGGAGGUUGAUGUCGAGACGGAGCCGUUGCUGAAUAGGGAGACGCAGGUGAAGAGGAGCUGGAGGUCGUUGGUACCGCAUGUUUCUGCGGAGAGUAGAGCCAUUGCCGUUACUUUGUGUCUCUUAUUUGCCCUGGAUGCCUUUGCGUCUGGUUUGGCGCCAUUAUCGUGGGUCACAUUCUACUUCCGCUCCCGAUUCAACAUUGAAGAAGGCCGUCUCGGGUCCAUAUUCUUCACCACGUCUCUCAUAUCAGCUGCGUCUGUCAUCGUCGCCUCGUCUAUCUCCAAGCGCCUCGGAAACGUCAAAACAAUGGUGUUCACACACCUCCCCUCAUCCGUCUUCCUAGCCCUCAUUCCUCUCCCCUCAAACGUCUCUCUCUCCCUCACGCUGCUCGCCCUCCGAGCCUGCACGCAGUCCAUGGACGUCGCCCCCCGAUCAGCCUUCCUCGCCGCCAUAUUGCUGCCCUCUGAACGGACCGCAGUAAUGGGACUAGUGAACGUGGUUAAAACGAGUGCGCAGAGCGUAGGGCCGCUCAUCACGGGUGUCCUGGCGAAUCAUGAUUUGUUCUGGGUCAGUUUUGUGUGCGCCGGUUCGUUGAAGGUGUGCUAUGAUUUGGGGUUGCUGGCUGUUUUCAAGAACAGAGAGCGACAACGGGCUAGAGAUGAGGAGACGAGAUGA